AUGGUCUUCUCAGUUUACAUUAGACUGGCUCCAAAGACGGGUUUAACAGGCACUAAAACAUCAUUCAAAGGUCAAUGGAGGAAUAUAUCACUUCUUAAAAGAAUACUAUUUUUGGAUAAUUCUGAUAAUAAGGAUAUAUUAGAGACCCCCUUCUACAAAUGGGACGAAUCUCCGUAUGAAGAUAUCCGUAUGAGGGCGGCAUUCAUUCGAACCAAAGCACUCUGUCCAGUCACGAAGAAAUCUGUUAACUUUGUGUGUCCAUAUUCUGGUAUUCCGACCCAUCACUCGAAGGAAGCAUGGGAAGAAGACGAGGUAUAUCAGUCAGAGAAGAAAUAUGAACUUUUGAAAAAGGUAAACCUAUAUGAGCAUGAUUUGCGAUCUGGCCGUAAGUUUGAUGAAUUUGUUUUCCCAGGUCCACAGGAACACGAUUUUACGACUAGCAUGUCAUCUUGGGAUACUUUUUUCUAUACUAGAGAUUUCAACCCUAUGAACACUGAAUUCAACUUAGCUGCAGCAUCCAAAGUUUUAACUUAUCCCAUAACUAUCGCAUCUGUUAUGCAUAAGUUUUCACCAUAUGAUAUUGCGCCCAAGGGACCUAUUGCUUUAGAAGGUCUAAGAUCUUUAUCUGCACUUCGUUAUACUUUGUACCCUCCUUAUGCAAAAUCAAGGGAUACUUCGGGUACAUUUAAAGAAAGACCGAUGAGGAUUUUUUUGGUAGGAGCAAAGAUGGAAGCUAUGUUGCCAGGAUAUGUUUGGAAACAGUUUGGCUAUUUGUUUCCCGAAACUAAGUUUGAGAUUCAUUUCAUAGGACCUGAGUGCUAUUUUGAUCCUGAAACUAGAUCAUUUCAGUCUACAGAUCAGCCGCAUGGUCGGCCCAUGGUCAAUAAGUUUGACGAGCAAAUAUCGCUCCUUCACCAUACACAAUAUUUCAACGAUGUUUAUGAUACACAAGAUUUAUUUCCAUUUGAUCCUUACUUGGAUGUAUUUUUCUUGUUUCAUCCCGGUUUUACGACUGCUGAUGAGCUAGUGUGGGAUAAAUCUUUGAAAGGGUUAUUGGAGUCAAAAUGUGCUGUCUUUGUGACUGGAUACCAUGAACGGGAUAUACUGAGGGAGGUUGACUGGCUCAAAAAUCAUAAAUUGAAUAAAGAGAUGGACGUGUUGAUGGAUACGACAAAAAACAUUUUUGGAUCUACUAAAUUGGAUUUAAUGGAUACAAAUCCUACUGAAACAUUUCAAGCAAACAAUCAGAUAUUUGCCUUCAGGGGUAAAAGAUAUCAUGCAAUCAAGAAGUGA
Priceomyces carsonii is the source of this 1293-nucleotide messenger RNA. It is a transcript of the gene MSS51, whose product is annotated as Mss51p. The transcript has a single exon. The record is from RefSeq and is a predicted model, not a curated record. Lineage: Eukaryota; Fungi; Ascomycota; Pichiomycetes; Serinales; Debaryomycetaceae. Bases 1 to 1293 code for a protein of 430 amino acids. Gene Ontology annotation, biological process: mitochondrial respiratory chain complex IV assembly.